Molecule: messenger RNA, 1302 nt
Organism: Branchiostoma floridae (Florida lancelet)
Lineage: Eukaryota; Metazoa; Chordata; Leptocardii; Amphioxiformes; Branchiostomatidae
Product: trans-L-3-hydroxyproline dehydratase-like
Exons: 3
Coding region: 16-1068 (350 amino acids)
Molecular function (GO): hydro-lyase activity
Source: RefSeq, a predicted model, not a curated record
GUAAGGGUGUCCAAAAUGGCCGAAACAAACCAACAGGUAACCAUUUCUGACUCCAAAUCGUCUCCGUUUGUCAUCAAAACCGUCGAGAUGCACACGGGCGGUGAACCUGUACGAAUCAUCAUCGACGGAUACCCUAAAAUCGAGGGGAAAACCAUCCUAGAGAAGCGGGCCUACGUUCGGGACAACCUGGACGUUUUCCGAAAGAGGUUGAUGUGGGAGCCGAGAGGCCACUAUGACAUGUACGGGGCCCUGUUGGUCGAGCCAGACGACAAAAACGCGGACAUCGGCGUGCUUUUCAUGGAAAACAAGGGCUAUAGCACCAUGUGUGGACAUGCUAGUAUCGGGCUGGGGCGUUACGUGGUAGAUAAAGGGAUAGUUACCGCGACAAGCCCUCAGACAGAAGUCGUUCUCCAGUGCCCGACCGGCCCCGUGAAAAUGUGGGUUGAUUAUCAAGACGGAAAAAGUGGGCGUGUCAGAUUCCACAGUGUUCCAGCGUUUGUCUUUGCGCUCGACAAAGAAGUCGACGUUCCUAAGUAUGGGCGUGUAAAGGUAGACAUCGCUUCCGGAGGAGCGUUCUACGCCAUUCUCCCCGACAGCUCUCUCGGGCUAGAUAUCCGUACAGCUCCUGUUCAAGCCGUCAGGAACGCCGCCACAGCAGUGACAGAAGCCGUGAAGAAGGCCGUGCCGUUACGCCACCCGGAGCACCCGGACCUGGCGUUCUUCUACGGGACGAUUAUAACGGACGGGCGGGACGAGUACGACCAGAAGCCGACGGUUCAGACCAGUGUGUUCGGUGAUGCGUCUGUAGACCGGUCUCCGUGUGGAUCUGGGACAACGGCAAGAGUUGCUGUGCUGCACCGCCGGGGCCAGAUCGACCCGUCCAAAGCGCGGCAGUUCGCGAGCGGCCCCACGGGCUCGGUGAUGACGGGCCGGCCGGUGAGAGAGACCAGGUGGGGAGAGUUCGACGCUGUGAUCGUGGAAGUGGCGGGAAAUGCGUACUACACCGGAACCGCAGAGUUUACAGUCGAGCCGGACGACCCGCUGAAAAACGGUUUCCUUGUCAAGUGAUUGUCGGUAUUUUAUGACAGUUAAGAAGGGCCGUACGUCAAUUUUUGAGAGAUUGUUUCAUACACGUUUCUAUAAAAGACUACCCAAAAGAUGGCUUCCUUAUCAAAUGAUUAUCAAUGUGCUACAAGGCUGUUCCUUACGACCAACAACAUGAGCAAUUGUCCUGUCUUUACUUUUUUACAAUGGACGUUUAUUUUGCCAAUACUUCUUACCAAUAUCAUUUUAACCAAGUUC